Messenger RNA from Neomonachus schauinslandi (Hawaiian monk seal), 936 nucleotides. Its product is annotated as olfactory receptor 52D1-like. Gene Ontology annotation, cellular component: membrane. The record is from RefSeq and is a predicted model, not a curated record. Gene Ontology annotation, molecular function: olfactory receptor activity; G protein-coupled receptor activity. Gene Ontology annotation, biological process: G protein-coupled receptor signaling pathway. NCBI's taxonomy places the organism in Eukaryota, Metazoa, Chordata, Mammalia, Carnivora, Phocidae.
AUGCUUUCUGCGUCAGUCACCAAUGACACUGCCUUCCAUCCUUCCACAUUUAUUCUACUUGGAAUCCCUGGGAUGCAAGACCAGCACGUGUGGGCUGCCAUCCCCUUCUGCUCCAUGUAUAUCCUAACUCUCAUUGGAAACGGCACCAUCCUCUACAUCAUCAUGACAGAUAGAACUCUGCAUGAGCCAAUGUACCUCUUCCUGUGCCUACUUUCUAUCACACGAUUCUCUUCCACCACAUUGUCCAAAAUGCUAACAAUCUUCUGGCUUAGGUCCCACAUAAUUUCCUACCAUGGCUGUCUCACACAGAUGUUUUUUGUUCACACUGUCUUUGCCACAGAGUCAGCUGUUCUACUGGCCAUGGCUUUUGACCGCUAUGUGGCUAUCUGCCAUCCGCUUCAUUAUACAUCCAUCCUUAAUGCCACAGUGAUUGGAAAGAUUGGUCUGGUCCGUGGCCUCCUCUUUGUUUUUCCCUUUGUCAUUCUCAUCGAACAUUUACCCUUCUGUGGACAUCACAUCAUACCCCACACCUACUGUGAGCACAUGGGCAUUGCCAAGCUGGCUUGUGCCAGCAUCAAGCCCAACACCAUUUAUGGUCUCACUGUGGCACUUUCAGUCACUGGCAUGGAUGUGGUCCUCAUCACCACCUCCUAUGGCCUGAUCCUGCGUACUGUGCUACACCUGCCCUCCAAGGAUGCCCAAUUCCGAGCAUUUAGCACUUGUGGAGCCCAAGUUUGUGUGAUUCUUGUUUUCUAUGUACCUGCCUUUUUUUCCUUUUUCACCCACCGCUUUGGUCACCAAGUACCUCCUCAUGUCCACAUUGUACUUGCAAAUCUCUAUCUCCUUGUGCCCCCUGUUCUCAACCCCCUGGUCUAUGGCAUUAAUACCAAACAGAUCCGCCUGAGAAUAUUUGGCUUUUUUAUGGGAAGGAGGUAG